AUGGAAAAGAGUGUUAAUGUAUAGAUUUAACUUAAUUUAGGUGUUUUUAAUUUGAGAUGCUAAAAUGCUUCAAUAAUAUAGCUGUCUAAUUUAGGCUGCUCUGAUAAAUUUAGUAAGCAUGCGUGCAUGAAUGUCAGAAAUCAUAGAUGCUAAUGGGACUUAUCUUGCCAGUAUGUUUCAAAUGAACAAAUAGAAUUUAUGUCAUGUGAUUAGUAAUAUAAAAUGCCUGUGUCCCCUUUGGUUUGUUCAUCCAUACCAAAAUUAGAAUGUAUGAACUCUGGUCCCUUAGGAGAUUAUAAAUGUGUUUCAAUCUAUGAGAAGGAUUAUUCAUAGUUAAAAUGCACUGAGUUAGGAUUGACUGAGCUAGCUUGUAGAAAGAUAGUUGCGUUUGAAGAAAAAUGUAUUUUUUAAAAUAAUGUUUGCCGAAAAAUUUAAGAUAAUGAAAUUGUAAAUUGCAAUUAAAAGAUCAAUAAAUUAGCAUGCCUCUCAAUAGAUAAUCCCAACCUUAGUUGUUAUUGGAUGAAUCUAUAAUGCUUAGAAUUUAAAUUAUCAGAUGAAAAUUAAGAAAUCCCGUCUAACAUCAGUGUAAGUUCUAAUGUGUGUUCUAUGCUUAAAGAUCCUUAUAAAUUUGAUGCCAAAAAGUAUUAAUGCGUACCUAUCCCUUCGGAGAAUUUUCAAAUUUUGGACUGUAAUACAAUUGGAUUAUCAAAGAAAGGUUGUCUUUUAGUAAAAAAUAAAAAUUGUUGUUUUUAUGGAGGAAAAUGUUAAGAACUUAAUGAAUAAGAUCUUAAAAAUUAUUUAUGUGAAAUGGAUUUGAAUGAAUAGGCAUGUGUUAAUUUAGAGACUGAAUUUCAAUAUUGUUAAUGGAAUGGAAAUAAUUGUGAAAGAAUAUUUAUGAAUUAAGAUAUUGAUUGUCCUUUAAAAUUUAAUAACGAUUUAAUGAAAGUUAAUGGAAAUGUUUGUUAAGCUAUAUCUAAAUCAAAUGUUUUAUGUAAAUAUGAUAAAAACACAAAUUUAUGUGUUGCAAGUACAAAUUAUGAUGAAUGUGAGACUCCAUUUCUUAAUUUUCUUGGUUGUAUUAGUAUUUAAAAACAUCAUUAAACAUGUUAAUGGUAUCAAAAUAAAUGUAGAAUCAUCACAAUUCAAUAAAAUAGCACUUUAUGUGAAACUUUAAAAUUUGUUAAUGCAUAAUCUUGUUCUUAAGUUUAUGAAAGUAAUUCUAUUGGUUGCUAUUAUGAUCAAAAUUCAUAUCAAUGUAAAUCUGUUUCAAUUGAUUCAAAUUAAUAGAUUUUAAAUAAAAUUCAGGAAUUAUAUACAAUUUCAUGUAAAGACUUAUCAUUAGGAAUUAAUAAAGUAUUAUGCGCCUCUCUUACUACUCCAUCCACUCCCUGUAGGUGGUAUUAAGAAUAAUGUACUUUUGCUAAAUAAUAAUCCUUAAAAAACAUCCUUUGUUAAAAUCAUAUUAAUGCAAAUUACUAAGCAUGUGCAUAAAUUGAAUUUAAUAAAACAAAAUGUUCCUAUUCUUACUAUGACAAACAGUGCUUUACGUUAAAACCAGGUGAUAUAAAGGGUUGUAAUAAUAAUGGAUUAAAUAAAUAUGCGUGCUCAUCUAUAGAUGAAUUUUGUUACUAUAAAGACUUUACUUGUAAAUAUGCUUAAGGAAAUUUGAAUAAUAUUUUCUGUCAAUCAAGCUAUCCGACAAAAAAAGCUUGUCUGGCUAUAACGACGGAAGGUUAAUUUUGUUAGUGGUCUGAUAAAAUCAAUGAAUGUAUAGAUUUUGUUAUAGAAGAAAAUCAUUAAUGUGAAAUAUAAAACGUCAACCACUUAGUCUGUGCUAAAGUUAUUAAUUAUGCACAAUAACAGGUAGAAGAUAAAGAUUUUAAGGGUUAUUGCAAAUAUAACGAAAAUAAAAACUCCUGUGAAGCUUUGGGUGAAUAUCAAUGUACAACGAAUUGUUGUACAGAGGCUGUUGGAAUAAACGCUCAUGCUUGCAUUAAAUUGUCUAAUAAAUCCUAUAUUUGUUACUUUUAUAAUCUAAGAUGCCAAGAAUUAACUAAAGAUGUAGUUGAUAUCAAUGAUCUUAAAUAAGUCAAAUUAUAUUUUAAUGCAUUGAAAUUACCAUGCUCAUCUAUAAUGAAAAAGUAUUGUCAUAUGAUUGAUUGGUCUGAAACCCAAAGAUGCUUUAGUUAUGGAGAAAUCUGUAUCCAUUUUAACACAAACUACUAUCCUAAUAUCAAAAAAUUGAUUAUUUAAAAAUAACCAGUAUUUAAUAAAUUUGCUUGUCUAUCAGUGGAGGGAGGAUCUGAGAAGAAGGAUGAGAAGGAUGAGAAUGAUGAGUUUAAAUAUUUAACUUAUAAUGAGGAAAAGAAAAUUUGCUAACCGACUAGAGCUAAAUAUCAGAGAUGUGAAGAGGUGAAUGGAAACAGGAAUGUUUGUAUGAGCCAUACUGAAAAUUUAUAUUGUCGAUGGAAUGCUAGUAAAUUAAAGUGUGUUACAAUUACUGAAGAAGAACUCGAUUAAAUAAAUAGUUGUGAGCUCGAUUAAAAUAAGAAUGCAUGUUUUAAAAAUAAACAUAAAAUUUGUUCUUUUGAUAUUAACACAGACAAGUGUUUAAAUUUUAAACCUGAUGAAAAAAAUGAUGAAUAAAAAAAUGUAUAAUCUGUAUGUGUAUAAUUAGAGGGUAAACCUUAUUAAUUUUCUUAAUCAAAUGAAUGUUCGGAUAAAGACAUACAAAAAUUUUCAGGUUGUGUUGAAACUAAUAUCAAUAGCUUAGCAUGUUAUAAGUAUUCUUAAGGAUAUUGUCGAUGGAAUUCAGAAUUUUUCUCUUGUUAUGAAAAUGAAGAUGAUUUUGACACAUUAGGUUGUUCUGAUAAUUUGAACUGGGCUCUUUGUUUAGAAGUCACAAAAGAAAAAUGUAUUUGGAAUGAAGCUAUAUCUUAGUGUUAAUCUUUUGAAAAAAUGACAAAUAAUGAUUGCGAAAAUAAAUUAAAUGAAAAUGCAUGUUUAUCUAUGAAUGAAUGCGGUUAUAAUUAAAAAGAUAAAACAUGUUAGAAGCUUGAAUAAAAUAUGAAUUGCUCAGAUAUUAAGAUGAAUAAAAGUGGUUGUCUAUUAAAUACUAGAGGACAUAAAUGCCAUUAUACUGAUGGAAAUUGUCAGUAGUUUUAAUCAGAUUAAACGAUUUGUGAUUCUUAAAUAGAUAUCAAUAUUGAAGUCUGUAUGGACAUACCUAAACCUUGUUAUUUUAAUAUUGAGUCAUUAAAAUGCGAAAAUGUUGAAAUUGAAAUAAAAACGACAUGCGAAUCUUUAUUUGAUUCAUUUCCAUAAUAUAAAAAUAAUAAUAUUGCUGAUUAAGAAUCCAAAGAAGGAAGAUAUUAUAACAAAAUGGCUUGUUCAUCUAUCAGCAUGGAUUUAGAAUUAGGUUAUGGAAAAGAAUAAUGUGUAGAAGAUUCUACUGAAAAGUAAUAAUGUAACUAUUAGAAAUAUUGUUUUUGGAAUUCCGCAGUUUAUACAUGUAAUGUGUAUGAAUUGCUAAAAUCUGAAUAUGAUAAAUAAUAUCAUAUAGGUACGACUGAAUAUUUGUGGGAAUCUAAAUAUAAUAAUGGUAGUAAUAGUACUCUAGAAGAUUUUGAAAAAUUAGAAAUAGAUAAGGAAUGUUCUCAACAAAUUUACCUAGAUGGAAAUUAUACACAAUAGAUUAACAUUUCAAUUUGCGAAAAUGUAAAGAAAAAAUGUCAAGAUAACUCAGAUUGCGUAUCACUCAUUACUUAUCAAAAACCCACAAGCAUAGAAGAAGCAUAAUAUUAAAAAAAGAAAUCAGACUAAAAUACAAAUGCUAACAGUAAUUGUUAAAAGUAUUGCUAGCCUGUUCAAAGUUGUUCAAAUUCCACUUUAGAAACUUCUCUCAAAUUCACAAACAAUUUAGAAAAGGUAUGCAAGUUUUUUACAUUCUACGUUUCUCAUCCUCUAUGUUCUAAUUUUAAAAAUAUUUAUAAGAUUACAGAAUGUGACAAUAUAUAUUCUAAAGCUCUUUGUUUAUAAUAUAUUGAAGCAGACUGCUAUUUUGAUAUCAACUAAGGAGGAUGCAGAUAAUUAACAGGAAACGAACAUAAAUUGCCAGGUUGUUCUGCCAUUUCAAAAAAAUGUGAUACAAGCUAUUCCAAAAAUGCCAUAUGUAAAGUUAAAGAAAUAUCACAAAAUUGCUAAAGUAUUGAGAUUGAAACAACACAGUGCUAAAAGAUUGUCAAUUUGAAAUAAAUUACAUUUGGCUAAAAAUGUUCUGAAAUUUUGCCUGGUUAGCCGAUUUUAUGUGCAAAAGCUAAGGAUGUGUGUCGAUUUGAUGGGACAAAAUGUUAUAGUAAUACUAAUCAAGAUCCUUGCAAAUGUGAUAAAAGUUAUAGCAAAGAAUUAUGUGAAUACUGCAAUUGUGAUUAUAUGUUUUUAGGUUAUUGCUAAGAAAAAGUAAAAGAAAAUGAUAAAGAAAAAAACCUAAGUCCUUAAUUAAAUGAGGAUUGCUCAAAUUAAUAUUCUUUAUGUUAUGAAGUUACAGAGUUUGUAGAAUAUAAUAAAAAAAAGGUUUGUGGUUAUGUUGAUCAAGCAUGCAAAUUUAAAGAUAAUAAAUGUGAGGAUGCAACUCAUUCUACUUGCACUGAAUUAAUAGACCUUAUUGUGUCUUAAUAAGCUUGCAUAAGAUGUAAAGAUUAACCAAUGAAAUAUAGCACAACUAAAUAAAAAUGUGAACCUAUAUAUCAGACUAUUAAUCAAUGUGAAAAUCUAAAUAAAGAAGCUUGUUUAUCAUAAUCAAAAGGUAUAAAAUGUAAAUGGAAAUGGAAUAAAACUUCAAAAUGUAAGGGAAAAAAAUUUGAAUUUGAGUGUUAAAACAUAGAAGAUAAAGAUUUAGAUUUAUUAGAUUGUGCUAUUUUAAAUGAAGAUGCUUGUAAGGAAAAAUAAUAUAAUUUAUGUUGGUUCAAUUAGGAAACUAAAUUAUGUAUGAAAUAUAAUCCAUUUAAAGGAGAAUGUCAAUCAUUUAAGAAUAAGUAAACUUGCAUAUAAUCUAUGGUUGAAUCAUGUAUAUGGACAAAUGAUACUUGUUAAAUUGCAUCAGAACAAUAACAAUGUGAUGGUCUUAAUAAAUUUGGAUGUUUAAAUUGCUAAAGUAAACCUUGUGUGUGGUCUGAUAAAAGUAAUAAAUGUGAAUUAGCUAUAAUCAUUGAUCCAUCUCAAAAUUGUACUGAUUUAUAAUAAUCUGAUAUUUCACAUGUGAAUGCUUUAACUUGUAGAUCCAUGAAAACUAAAAAACCUUGUAUUCUAAGUAAAAAUUACAAAUGCAGAGAAAUUAUUGAACCUAUACUAUAUCAAUGUGAAACUGUUGGAUUAAAUAAAUACGCUUGUAUUUUAAAUACUAAAAAUAAAUGUGCUUUCUUAAAUAAAGAGUGCAUCACCAUUCAUACCCAAAAAGAAGGGUGCAAAGAUUAUCUAAAUCAAAAUGCUUGCUUGAAUUAAGAAGAAUAAUGUCGAUUUGAACAUAUUUGCAUGGAAUUUAAGUAUAAAAAUUAUGAUUAGUUAUAUUAAAGUGGCGUUAAGAAUUAUUCUCGCAACAUUUGUAAGUAAUUUGAUAAGGAUUUAAGUUUUAAUAAAAGUUUAAUAUAUUCUGAUAUUGAAGGAAGGUUUAUUGAAAUCCCAUAAUCAAAUGCUUUUAUUUCUAAAUGUGGAACUAAUGGUAUCAAUAAAUAGGCUUGUUUAUCAAAUACUUAAGAUUUAUGCUAAUACGUAGAUUUUGAAUGUAAAAUCUUUAGAAAUCAAAAUUAGUAAGAAUGCCUCUCUAGUUUAAAUUGGGUAGCUUGUAUUAAUUUGGAUCAAAAAUGCAAGUUUGUGUAAUUUAAGUGCUAACCUUUAUCAGAGGAAUCCUGUGAGAGUUUAAAAAUAGAAAAAGCUAUCAUAAAUUAUAAGGUUUGCGCAAACACUAUUGACAAGCCUUGCAAAUAUGAUAGUAAUACAUUAUCUUGCACAGAUGAAAUUGAUCAAGAUGAACCCUGUUCAGCCUUGGGUUUAAAUUAAAAAGGUUGUGUUUUUAAGACAAAAUCUUCAAAAUGUAAGUUUUAAGAUAAUGAAUGUAAAAGUGAUUAUGAAACAGCUUAAACAGCAUUAUGCACAGACAAGAUUAAUGAAAGGAAAUGUUUAAGCAUAUAAAACUAGAAUUGUAAAUUUUUCUAAGAGGAUGGAUGCUAAAACAUUUGCUAAAUUGGUACUUGUUUAGAGCAACCUUGUUAUUAUGAUGAAGAAGGUAAAAUUUGCAAAUAGUUAUAAUUAAAUGAUGAUCAUUUUAAUGGGCCUAAUUUACAUUUGUUAAACUAAUAGGCUUGUUUGAUUAUUGAAAAUUCAAACACAUUUUGGGAUGAUCAAUGUAUUUUGGCAACAGAAGAAAUGCUUAAAACAUUAGAAUGCCAUAAAAAACUUAAUAAGUUGGCCUGUCGAAAUGUGAAGACUAAAUCUCAGUAUUGUUAAUUUUUGGAUGGACGUUGUAAAGCCUAUGAUACAGAAUCUAACUAGAAAUGCGAAAAUAUUAGACAUAUCAACAAUGGAAUUAUUUGUUCUCUAAUUAAAAAUCAAGAUUGCAAAUAUGAUUCGUCUUAAUCUAAUUGUGUAAUAGUUGAGUAAGAAGAAUCAAAAAAAUUGAACUGUGAGGAGAAGGCAUAAUAGUUUUAUAGUUAAAAAGCAUGCGAAUAAGAUAAAAAUUGUAGAUUUAUUGAAAAAUGUAUAUAAAAAAAGGAGGUAUAAGAUCAAAAUAAAGAACAAUGUACGAGAGUGACAAAUAUGCCAUCUUUUUGGAAUGGAGGUGAAUGUAAAUAAAAAGAAAAAAAAUUAUCAGAUUCUUGUUAAGAUAUUUCUGCAAUGUCUGGUAAUUUAAAUGCCUGUAUUCAAGUUGAGAAAUUUGGAGAAAUGUGUGUUUUUAAAGAUGAUAAAUGCUAAGCAUUUCAUGAAAAUGAGGGAAAUCACACCAAUUGUCCUAAUAAUAUUAAUAAAAAUGCAUGUUUGUAGUAAACAAAGUUUGAAUGUUUUUGGAAGUCUGUACAAGAUAAUGUUUUAGAACAUUGUGAAAUAUUUGUCAAACAAAAUGAAAGCGAUUGUGAAAAUAAUUUGAGUCUUAAAGCUUGUUUAAGAAUAACAACGGAAGGAACAUAUUGUUAAUGGAAGCAUGGAGAAUGUUAGAAAGUUUAAGUUAAUGAAUUAGAUACAGAAUUAUUAUUAAAAAGGUAUGUUAAUAGCAACACUUGCCGUUUGUUAAAAAAUGUGGCUGUUAUUUAUGAUUAAAACUUAUACUAUUGUGUCUAGAUUAAAAAGACAGAUUAUCUGUCAUGCAGUCCUCCAAACCCUGGAAUGAAUUAUUUAGCAUGUCUCUCAGUAAAACGAAAAGAUUAAUUUUGUACUUGGAAUUAUGAAAAGAAAGUUUGUUAGAAUAAUUAAGAAGCAAACCUUGAAAAUUAUGAGCGUAAUUGUUAAAUAUAAGGCACCAAUCCUAUAAACUGUUCUUAAAGGGAAGUGAAAGGCCCUUGCGGUGGUAUAGAAGAAGGUUGCGAUUAGGUUGAUUUAAACAAAGUAAAAUGUAAUCACAUAGGAUUAAAUCAAGAAGCAUGCGUUAAUUUAAAGAGUUAACCGUGUACUUGGGUAAAAGGUAUGAAUGAUGAUUUCGAUCAUUGUGAAGAAACAAUACCAGGAAAAUGUGAAGGAAAUGAUUUGAUUGUAAAUGCCUUGGUAUGUAGUAUGGUUGUCGAAUAUGAGGCUUGUUUUUAUGAUUCUGAAAAUCAUACCUGUAAAAGGCUUGAUAAUGAUAUAACAGAUUGUAAUGUUCAAGGUAUCAACUCAUAUGGAUGUAUGCAAAUCAAAAACUGCUAUUUUGAAAAUUAUACUUGCAAAUUGUUUGAUUAGAACAGCAAUAUGUCAUGCAGAGAUGCUAACUUUGCUAAUGAAUCAGUUUGUUCAUAAAUUAAAGUUGGGACAUGCAAAUAUAACUAAUUAGGAUUUGGAUGCAUAGAAUCAUCAUUUGAUGAUUUUUGUUCUACUCCAGGAAUAAACAUGAAUGGAUGCAAUUAAAUGGAUUAAUGUUAAUGGAAGGAUGAAAUAUGUUAAUGCAAAAAGCUAAUUAUGUAGUAAAAGGAUUGUCUCGAUAAUUAAGAUCAAGAGAAUUGCAAUUAUUCGAGUAAAUGUUCUUUUGAUAUAUCUAUAUCUGAAGAUAGCAAAAGAGUUUGUAAAAAAAUAAAUGAUGGUUUCCAGAAUGUUUGUAAUCAAUUAGAAAGUGGAAAAGCUUGUUAUUAAAAUAUUGCAGGAGAAUGUAAUGAAGCUGAUUCAUGCAAUGAUAUACAAAAUCCAUAAUGUGAUUGUUCUGAAUACAGUUUUGAUAACAUGGCAUGUAUAAACGGGGAUAAUGAUAGGUGUGCUCAAUUUGAAAGUUGUGAGAAGCUGAACUAAAUAGAAUGUGGCAAAUAUACUAGCAAUUGUGUUUUAUUGUUGUCAUGUGUAACAAAACAAUGUCAUCAUAAUAAGGAUAAAUAAAGUUGUAUCAACUUUAAUUGUACUUGGAUCGAUUACUAUUGUAGGGAAUAAAUAUCAUGUUCUGAAAUUAAAACAGAAUAUUAUUGUAAUAUUAAUUAUUAGAAUGGGAUGCAGUGUUCAUGGCAUAGUAUUACUGAGAAUCAUAUAACCAAUUAAUUUUGUACAUUUGAAGGAUGCAAUUCUCUUUAAAAGAAUGUAUUUUGUCAUGGUGUUUAAGUACUAUAAAGUGUUUGUCUCUAAGUUCACUCGAAUCUUUGUCUAACUUGCCAAUAAAUUUUAGAUGCUUGUGAAUGUAUGAAUUAUGCAGAUUAUUGUGAAUAUGAUGUGAAAAAGUAAUUAUGUAAAUCUUUGUCAUGUGAGAGUUACAAUUAGUUAUCUUGUCCCAAAACUCGUUGUUAAUUCAAUUAAUAAAUCAAAAUUUGCAUUCCAUAAUGCUAAUUCAAUUAUAAUAAAAAGUAAUGUCAACAGUUCGAUAUAUGUACUUGGGAUGAUUUAUUUACACCACCCUGUUAUAAAGUUGAAAUCAUUGAAGAAAUUCCUCAAUCUGUUUUUUUGACGAAUAGUUAAAAGAUAUAUUCAUUGCUGAUAUUUAUAGCUAUGCUUCUUUGA
Molecule: messenger RNA, 9156 nt
Organism: Paramecium tetraurelia
Lineage: Eukaryota; Ciliophora; Oligohymenophorea; Peniculida; Parameciidae
Exons: 4
Source: RefSeq, a predicted model, not a curated record